This is a messenger RNA of Phytophthora nicotianae INRA-310, 476 nucleotides long. RefSeq lists its product as hypothetical. The record is from RefSeq and is a predicted model, not a curated record. NCBI's taxonomy places the organism in Eukaryota, Oomycota, Peronosporomycetes, Peronosporales, Peronosporaceae. Gene Ontology annotation, biological process: nucleosome assembly. The coding region runs from base 177 to 476 and encodes 99 amino acids. The transcript is spliced from 3 exons. Gene Ontology annotation, molecular function: DNA binding; structural constituent of chromatin; protein heterodimerization activity.
GUACGAGCUAUCGCAUUUUAAAAUGCUUUUUCUCAGUUGCUGUCGACAGUUGUAACACAGUAGCGGAGGCAGCGCCACCAAGUCGACACUACACAUUCCGAGGCGUGUAUUAGUCCUGUUUCGAUAGCGACCACAGUUCGCAAAUUCCUCUAGCAGGGUUACAUCACGAAGCCUAGAUGCCAGACCAAAAGCAAAACAAGGCAAAGAGUGGUUUCAAACGUCAGCCAUAUUUUCUACAUAGUAACUUGGACGCGAUCUCGAAGAAGUCCAUUCGCCGGCUUGCUCGGCGAGCUGGGGUGAUCCCAAUGUCCGCUGUGAUAUACGAGGAGGCUCGGGCUGCACUAAAGCGUUUCGUAGUGAAUCUCGUACAAGACACUGUGGUGUACACACAGUACGCUAACAGAAGAACUGUAACGAUGCGCGAUGUCGUCUAUGCUCUCAAGCGCCAAGGUCGUCCGAUCUACGGCUUUGACUAG